Molecule: messenger RNA, 3042 nt
Organism: Penicillium cataractarum
Lineage: Eukaryota; Fungi; Ascomycota; Eurotiomycetes; Eurotiales; Aspergillaceae
Exons: 9
Coding region: 1-3042 (1013 amino acids)
Biological process (GO): regulation of DNA-templated transcription; DNA-templated transcription
Cellular component (GO): nucleus
Molecular function (GO): zinc ion binding; DNA binding; DNA-binding transcription factor activity, RNA polymerase II-specific
Source: RefSeq, a predicted model, not a curated record
AUGUGUGGAAUUUCGCAGCAGACCAAAGACACUUUAUAUCGAAACCAGCGCAAAAAGACGAAGUGCACAGGGGAGCGCCCUAUCUGCUUUCAUUGUCGCCGCAAUCGCCUAGCUUGUGUCUAUGAGCCAUAUUCUGCGACCGUGAACGAUGGCGGUCGGCCAGCCCCUCUGUCCACCUUGGCCAACAAUCUCAAUAAUGUCGAACUUCUACAACGACUAAGCACUAUAGAAUCUCGCCUUGCUGAACUCAGUGGACAACCCAACCGAAAUGAUAAUGAUAUCCCGAAUUUCUCGUUCGGUGACGAACCCAGCUCACCGCUGCACGAUACGAUCGCUUCACAACCAUUCCCCCCGAUGCGAAACUCUCCCAUCGAGAAUUCAAUCUUCCCUCCUGCUCCUGUUCUACGAUCAGUGAUUGAUACAUAUUUCGAACAUGUCCAUAAUCAGCCAUAUUCCUACUUUCAGGAGAUCUCCUUCCGUCAGAAACUAGAGUCAAACGCUCUGCCUCGCUGUUUGAUACUAGCUGUGCUUUCUUCCGCCGUCCGGUUUUCUGCUCAUGAAUACUAUGCGGGAAAGACACGGGAGGCCUCCGAGAAAUAUGCCAGAGAGUCAUGGCUAUCGGUGCUCGCAGACCAUCUCACUGUAGAAGACAGUUUAAAUGUACAUGUCGUACAAACGGUGAAUCUGCUGGCUGUUGUGGACUAUACCGCUGGUCGUGUUAGCUCGGGAUGGUUGAAGAUUGGUCUUGCCGCCCGCAUCUCCCAAGAUCUCCAUCUUAUGACAGAGCCCGAGGCAUGGUUACCCUACUCAGAACAAGAAGAGCGGCGACGCGCAUUCUGGUCCGCCUACCUAAUUGACAAGUUGAUUUCCUGCGGUAAAUCCAGGCCAUUGGUGAUCCUCGAUCAGGACUGCAAUUUGCAGCUUCCUUGUGACGAGGACACGUUCAACAGAGGAGAAUGGAAGAAAACUAACACACUUGAUCAACUCCUCAACUGGAACACCCAAAUUGCCGACGAUCCCAGCGGCUUUGGCCUGGUUAUUCUGAUGGCGUCUAUCUUUGGGCGUUGCACAAGAUAUGUCCAUCAAAAUCGCAAGUCUGACGAAAUCCCACCCUGGGAUACGAAAUCAGACUUUAGCGGAAUCAACUCAUCCUUGUUGCUCCUAGAGUCCUAUUCCAAAUUGAGCACUCAGAAAAUCUCUGAAAUUGUUCAACAGAGUCGCCACGGCAACACUGAUAUCGACCGACAGCAGAUUGGGCAUCUUAUCUUUGCACACACUUUGUACCAUCUCUGUCAUUGUCUUUUGAAUCACCCUUUCCUCAUGCGCCUCCGUCUCAAGCCGUUUGGGUCAAAAGUCCCUCCCAGUUUCUCUGCACGGGCCCUCCAAGCUGGCUGUGACCAUGCUAAGCAGCUGAUGGAUCUCGUCCGAGAUGCCACAGAGAGUGGAUGUCGGAUAGAGUCUUCAUUUUAUGCUUACUGUAUCGCCGUGGCCGGGGGUAUCCACUCCCUGGCAUCACACCUCGAGCAUCAGAGUACGGCGCGUCGCCAGUCGGAUAUUAUGCACUACUUCAAUGAGAGUGUCGAAUCCCUGGAGAGAUUGGCAAAGCUUUGGGUGCAUGCAUCGAAUAUGGCUUUACGCCUGCGGGAGUUUCAUACUAUGUCUCAUCGUUUUGCGAGUUUGUUGGAUCCAAAGUGUCUCACGGAAGAGCUUGACCCAUCCUGUGAGGAGGUCUGCUGGUCAAUGAUAGACUACGCAAUUCUAGGCGCAGAUCCACGUAAGAAGCCGCUCAUCUCCAAGACUGGAUUUUCCAAUCUGCCGUCUCCAAGUCAAUGGGCUCUUGGACCUGAACCUCUUGGUGGUGAGACGCCACGAUUUGAUGGUACUAGCACGGAUAUUUUCAGUGGACUCACACCGACUAUGCGAUUUGAGAUCAUGGUUCCCAAAAAUGAAUUGUCACCCUGGAAGGGCGUCGUGUCUGGGACAACCGCCGCUGUUCUUGCAAAUGUCCUUGUAUACCCACUGGAUAUAGUCAAAACGCGACUACAGGUUCAAGUUCAUCAGCACCGAACCAAGCAUGGAAACGAGGAAACCGAUCACAUCAGAAUACAAGACGCACAGUAUACGGGUGCAGUCGACGCGAUCCGGAAGAUAUUGCGACAAGAUGGUAUUUCUGGCUUAUACGGUGGACUUGAGAGCUCCAUUGCUGGCACGGCAUCCAUGAACUUUGCAUACUUCUACUGGUCUGCCGCCGCACGAAGUGUGUACCAACAUGGUCUUGAAUAUUACGGCAUUGAGGAUUUCAAUAGCAUCAUCAAGGAGUUCGGUCUUGGGGCUGUCGGCGGGGCUCUGGCUCAAUUAUGCACAACUCCUAUUGCAGUGAUAGCUACGAGGCAACAGACUCGCAAGGCGGGUGAUGGGAAACAGUCCAUGUGGGAAACUAUGAUUGAGAUCGUUUCCAGUGAGGAUGGGUGGACCGGUUUAUGGAGAGGAUUCAAGGUCAACCUCAUACUUGUGAUCAAUCCCAUGAUCACUUAUGGUGUGUACCAGUGGUUGAGGGGUGGUCUCGUCGGGUUAAAGAAGCAAGUUGGGUCUAUAGAUGCUUUCUGUUCGUAUCUUUCUCCCUCCACGAAACCGUCCACGGGGCUUACUGUUUCCAACCAAAUUCCAGUACUCGGUGCCCUUUCAAAGGUUCUGGCCACCAUCGCCACACAUCCUCUCAUCGUAGCAAAGACCAUGUUGCAAUCAAAACCCCCACCGCAGCGCCGCGGUGUAGCAUUUCGAGGUUUCACCGAAGUCCUACUCUAUAUUAUAAAGCAUGAGGGGAUACUUCGGCUGUACAAAGGUCUGAUUCCGCAGAUCGUCAAGGGAUUUAUCGUCCAAGGUCUCAUGAUGAUGUUGAAAGAAAGGUUAGUCUUUUCAUUGAUUAUUUCUCCGUUAUUCUUUAUUGACGGAGAUGACCAGGACCGAAACCCUUAUGUUGAUGCUAUUUUCGCUUCAUCAACGCCGUUCCUACCGCAGACUGACUCUCAAGGGAUCACCUAG